UUAAUUACUAUGUUCUGUAAUGUUCAUUUAUGAACCGUUAGUUAUAUCAAAGUCAUAACAAGUUUCAAUUUUGCCAACACAAUUGGUUAAUAGAGUAACGAAUAGAUUAAUAUCUUUUCAAGUAUCUAAAAUCCACAUACACGUAAAGAGUUUUGGUCUCUAGGAACAUCUCGUCUCUCGCCUCUCUCCUCUGCGCUUGCCGAAUGCUCGGCCGUUUUCUCACGGUGGCUAUGCAGGAAGUCUUGCGUGCGAGCUUGCACAAUCAAUCGCAGUGGUGUAAACCGGGAUCGCUGCCAGAUCAGGAAACAUUUCUGGCUUCUAAUCCCGGCCGACGUCCUCCGGAAAAAGGAUUUUGGGGUGCCGGCCAACGAGGUAACGUCUGGUCCCAGAGUAGGGCGUGGAAACGGAAGAGCAGAUGGUUGUUGGUGGAGUGGGAUAUAAACCCAUCUGUAAGGAAGAAGAGCCGAAGUGCUCCUCGUAAAGUGAUGUGGAGAUUUAAACUCCCUUCGUCGGACGACAUGGUCGGCGAUUAUGUCCCCUCGUACGAAUCUUUCCAUGAUAUUCCCAGGAAGACAGCUCUAUCGAACCCUUCGGAGAUCCCGACCUCCGAGUGCAUCUCCUAUCACGUAGCAGGGCUCCAGAAGCAAAGUCGGAGCAAUGCCGGAUCGGGCAAAAUGUGCUGCCGCCCAGACCAAGUAAUCGGCCCCGGCUGGCCGGAACGAUCACGGUGACGCUGCCAGGUCCGGCCGGUCCACGCAAGCUGGAGGCGGAAUAGUUUGGAAAUCUGCUGGAUUCGUAUAACUGAUUUUGCGCGUGCGGUAGAGGGGAUUAUCCCCCGUAGAAUCCGCUGACGUGAUAGUAUUGGCGAUUGUAUUUUUAAAAAUGCUUAUCCGUUGUUUCUGUUGGAUGGAGAUAAAGAGGGGAUGUGGAGACGCCCUUAUUUUUCUCCCCAGAAGCGAAAUAAGAUAAACGUCCUGGA
Messenger RNA from Linum trigynum, 979 nucleotides. Lineage: Eukaryota; Viridiplantae; Streptophyta; Magnoliopsida; Malpighiales; Linaceae. The record is from the annotation of a GenBank genome assembly.